Nothoprocta perdicaria is the source of this 1428-nucleotide messenger RNA. RefSeq names its product POC1 centriolar protein B (gene POC1B). The coding region runs from base 1 to 1407 and encodes 468 amino acids. The transcript has 12 exons. The record is from RefSeq and is a predicted model, not a curated record. Gene Ontology annotation, biological process: cilium assembly. Gene Ontology annotation, cellular component: centriole; ciliary basal body. NCBI's taxonomy places the organism in Eukaryota, Metazoa, Chordata, Aves, Tinamiformes, Tinamidae. Gene Ontology annotation, molecular function: protein binding.
AUGGCCGCCGCGCUGGAGGACCCCGCGCUGAUCCGUCCCUUCCGCGGGCACCAGGCGGCCGUGACCGGCGUCGCCUUCGGCGCGGGCGCCGCGGGGCUGGCUACCUGUUCUCUGGAUAGGUAUCUCAUGGUGUGGAAGCUGACGGGGCAGUGCAGAGCGUUCAGAUUCGCAGGCCACGCAGACGCCGUGACGGGCGUGCAGUUCUCCCCGGAUGGGCAGCUCGUUGCCUCCGCCUCUCAGGAUCGUACGGUCCGACUGUGGAUUCCUUGCAUUCAUGGAGAAUCAUCAGCCCUGAAAGGCCACACGGCGCCUGUUCGCAGCGUGAGCUUCUCACAUGACGGCCACUUCGUGGUUUCCGCAUCCAAUGAUAAAUCAAUCAAAAUAUGGAGCAUUCACCGCCAGCGCCUCUUCUUUUCUAUAUCCCAGCACACUCGCUGGGUUCGCUGUGCCAGAUUUUCACCUGAUGGAAGGCUAAUAGCAUCUUGCAGUGAAGAUAAAACUGUUAAAAUAUGGGAUACAAGAAAUAAAACAUGUGUUGAUACCUUCAUAGAUUAUGGAGGAUUUGCAAAUUUUGUGGAUUUCAAUCCAAGUGGUACAUGUAUAGCUUCCGCAGGCUCCAAUCAUACAGUGAGACUGUGGGAUAUUCGAAUGAACAAGCUACUCCAGCAUUACAGAGUUCACAGAGCAGGGGUUAACUGUGUGUCGUUCCAUCCUUCCGGUAACUACCUCAUCACUGCUUCUACUGAUGGCACCCUUAAGAUUUUGGACCUCUUGGGAGGAAGACUUAUUUACACACUUCAUGGACACAAGGGACCAGUCCUUUCUGUAGCUUUUUCAAAAGGUGGUGAAAAAUUUGCCUCAGGUGGAGCAGAUGCUCAGGUAUUUCUCUGGAAAACCAAUUUUGAUUCACUUGAUUAUAAAGAAGUUCUUAAGGAACAUAUUAGAAGAGUGCAUACUGAUGACCCUCCUCACCUUCUUGACAUUUACCCAAGGUCACCACAUCCCCAUAAUGAGAGAUUUCAGUCAAUUGAGGUCAACCCUAGCUUUGAUGUGGCUGAUACACAAACACUCGACCCACCCAUCAUAGAGAUAAGUUCCUCUUCAUCUUUCAGUACUCUGGAUGAUGUCAGCAAUGAAUAUUCGCAGUAUCCCCCUGCUUCAGGCUUGGCUGCGAGUCUCAAAAGGAAGUCAGAGAUCGAGAGCGAAUCAGCUAUGCGGAACGUGGAGAAGCAAAGAGGCAUCUCUCCAACCCUGGGUAAUGCUUUGGAGCACAUAGUGGAGCAGCUGGAUGUUUUAACUCUAACUAUUUCAAUACUGGAACAACGGCUCACAUUGACUGAAGAUAAGUUGAAAGAAUGCUUAGAAAAUCAACAAAAAAUGUUACUUCAGGGAAGACAGGCAGAAUAAAAAAUGGAAAUUAUCUUUACU